AUGGCCGAUCUGCAGGGUCGCAAGGUCUUCAAGGUGUUUAACCAGGACUUCGUCGUGAACGAACAAUACAAUGUGACCAAGGAGCUGGGCCAAGGUGCUUACGGUAUCGUCUGCGCCGCCACCAACAUUCAGACCGGCGAAGGUGUUGCCAUCAAAAAAGUCACCAAUGUCUUCAGCAAAAAGAUUUUGGCUAAGCGGGCCCUGCGCGAGAUCAAGCUUCUGCAACACUUCCGCGGCCAUCGUAAUAUUACCUGCCUUUACGACAUGGACAUCCCCCGCCCGGACAACUUCAACGAGACAUAUCUCUACGAGGAACUGAUGGAGUGUGACCUGGCUGCAAUUAUCCGCUCCGGUCAACCUCUGACCGAUGCCCACUUCCAAUCUUUCAUCUACCAGAUCCUCUGCGGUCUCAAGUAUAUCCAUUCGGCCAACGUGCUGCAUCGUGACUUGAAGCCCGGCAACUUGCUGGUCAAUGCCGACUGUGAGCUGAAGAUUUGUGACUUCGGCUUGGCUCGCGGUUUCUCUAUCGACCCCGAGGAGAAUGCCGGGUAUAUGACCGAGUAUGUGGCGACGAGAUGGUACCGUGCACCGGAGAUCAUGUUGAGCUUUCAGAGCUACACCAAGGCCAUCGACGUCUGGUCAGUGGGCUGUAUUCUCGCCGAGCUUCUCGGUGGACGACCCUUCUUCAAGGGUCGUGACUAUGUCGAUCAGUUGAACCAGAUUUUGCAUUACCUGGGCACCCCCAACGAGGAGACUCUCGCCCGCAUCGGAUCGCCCCGCGCCCAGGAAUAUGUCCGUAAUCUGCCUUUCAUGCCCAAGAUCCCCUUCCAGCGACUCUUCCCCAACGCCAACCCGGACGCGUUGGACCUGUUGGAUCGGAUGUUGGCUUUCGACCCUUCCUCGCGUAUCUCCGUCGAGGAGGCUCUGGAGCACCCUUACCUUCACAUUUGGCACGAUGCGUCGGACGAGCCGACCUGUCCAACAACCUUUGACUUUCACUUUGAAGUGGUGGAUGAUGUCCCUGAAAUGCGCAAGAUGAUCCUCGACGAGGUGAUUCGGUUCCGCGCCACUGUCCGCCAACAAUCUCAGGCCCAUGCAGCCCAACAACAGCAGAUUGCCCAGGCGGCCAAUGUCCCGAUCCCCGACCACCAGCAAGGCAUGUGGAAGACCGAGGAGCCUAAGCCUCAGGAGGCGGCCGCUGGCGGCGGGCAUAUGAACGAUUUGGAGGCUUCGCUGCAGCGCGGCAUGGACUCUGUACACCGGUGA
This is a messenger RNA of Penicillium oxalicum, 1266 nucleotides long. It is a transcript of the gene mpkA, whose product is annotated as mitogen-activated serine/threonine-protein kinase SLT2. The coding region runs from base 1 to 1266 and encodes 421 amino acids. Gene Ontology annotation, molecular function: ATP binding; MAP kinase activity. Gene Ontology annotation, biological process: intracellular signal transduction; protein phosphorylation. The record is from RefSeq and is a predicted model, not a curated record. NCBI's taxonomy places the organism in Eukaryota, Fungi, Ascomycota, Eurotiomycetes, Eurotiales, Aspergillaceae. The transcript is spliced from 5 exons. Gene Ontology annotation, cellular component: nucleus; cytoplasm.